Saimiri boliviensis boliviensis (Bolivian squirrel monkey) is the source of this 4039-nucleotide messenger RNA. NCBI's taxonomy places the organism in Eukaryota, Metazoa, Chordata, Mammalia, Primates, Cebidae. The record is from RefSeq and is a predicted model, not a curated record.
CGUGCCUCCUCGAUUUUCCCCUCCCUACCCCUCUUUGCUUUCCUCUCCCCUUCCCUGUAUAGCAUAUUCCAGAAAAGGCAGCAGAAGGGGAUAGAAACCUCUAGUGUAGAAAGGGAUUUGGAUGGGGUGGCCAGCGUUCCUGCCAGCCGCUACCUAACAGCUGGAGCUUGAGUGUGCAGGUAAGAGUGUGAAUGCCGCUCGCUCGCUCUCUCUCUUUCUCUUUUCUCUCCCCUCUCUCUGCAUCUCUCCCUUCCUGCCUCCUUCUCCCUCUCCUUCAUACUACAGUGUCAGCUACCCCUGUUAGUUUCCCUGUGUCAGUUUCUUCCCUAGAUCUUAUUGUGUGUAGCUGGCUGCAUGAAGGGAGUGUGUGCGCUUGAAGGAGCUCAGGUUGGGUUAGAGAGCUGGGAGAACAGGGCAGGGACACUGGUAGAGCAAAGAGUUUCGGGGCACUGGCGAAGGUGAAAGGUGAGGAGGGCUGAUCUGUUACAGGGAAGUUUGGGAAUAACUGAGUAUCCAAAGGGGAAGCCAAGGUAGGAGUCAGUACUUGCGCUCCUCUCUACACCCCGCCCCUUUCCCUGUGCUCAUCUGCCCGCCUACCCGUCAGCCCAGAGGCCCCAGGCUGUCCCAGGCGGCUGCUGUUUGCGCGCUGGGAAAGAGGAGUCCGGCAAGGCACAGUACCUCGCAUCCUGGCCGGCCGACACCCAGAGGACACAGGUCUGAUCCAGAGGAAGCACUUGGCUCAGGCUUUCUAAAUUGCUAUGAACCAUGGCCCAACUGUACUACAAAAAGGUCAACUACUCACCAUACAGAGACCGCAUCCCCUUGCAAAUUGUGAGGGCUGAGACAGAGCUCUCUGCGGAGGAGAAGGCCUUCCUCAAUGCUGUGGAGAAGGGGGACUAUGCCACUGUGAAGCAGGCCCUUCAGGAGGCUGAGAUCUACUAUAAUGUCAACAUCAACUGCAUGGACCCCCUGGGCCGGAGUGCCCUGCUCAUUGCCAUUGAGAAUGAGAACCUGGAGAUCAUGGAGCUACUGCUGAACCACAGUGUGUAUGUGGGUGAUGCACUGCUCUAUGCCAUACGCAAGGAAGUGGUGGGCGCUGUGGAGCUUCUGCUCAGCUAUAGGCGGCCCAGUGGAGAGAAGCAGGUCCCCACUCUCAUGAUGGACACCCAGUUCUCUGAGUUCACACCAGACAUCACUCCCAUCAUGCUGGCUGCCCACACCAACAACUACGAAAUCAUCAAAUUGCUUGUGCAAAAACGGGUCACUAUCCCACGGCCCCACCAGAUCCGCUGCAACUGUGUGGAGUGUGUGUCUAGUUCAGAGGUAGACAGCCUGCGCCACUCUCGCUCCCGACUGAACAUCUAUAAGGCUCUGGCAAGCCCCUCACUCAUUGCCUUAUCAAGCGAGGAUCCCAUCCUAACUGCCUUCCGCCUGGGCUGGGAGCUCAAGGAGCUCAGCAAGGUGGAAAAUGAGUUCAAAGCCGAAUAUGAGGAGCUCUCUCAGCAGUGCAAACUCUUUGCCAAGGACCUGCUGGACCAAGCUCGGAGCUCCCGGGAACUGGAGAUCAUCCUCAACCAUCGAGAUGACCACAGUGAAGAGCUUGACCCUCAGAAGUACCAUGACCUGGCCAAGCUGAAGGUGGCAAUCAAAUACCACCAGAAAGAGUUUGUUGCUCAGCCCAACUGCCAACAGUUGCUUGCCACCCUGUGGUAUGAUGGCUUCCCUGGAUGGCGGCGGAAACACUGGGUAGUCAAGCUUCUAACCUGCAUGACCAUUGGGUUCCUGUUUCCCAUGUUGUCUAUAGCCUACCUGAUCUCACCCAGGAGCAACCUUGGGCUGUUCAUCAAGAAACCCUUUAUCAAGUUUAUAUGCCACACAGCAUCCUAUUUGACUUUCCUCUUCAUGCUUCUCCUGGCUUCUCAACACAUUGUCAGGACAGACCUUCAUGUACAGGGGCCUCCCCCAACAGUCGUGGAAUGGAUGAUAUUGCCUUGGGUUCUAGGUUUCAUUUGGGGUGAGAUUAAGGAAAUGUGGGAUGGUGGAUUUACUGAAUACAUUCAUGACUGGUGGAACCUGAUGGAUUUUGCAAUGAACUCCCUCUACCUGGCAACUAUUUCCUUGAAGAUUGUGGCCUAUGUCAAGUAUAAUGGUUCUCGUCCAAGGGAGGAAUGGGAAAUGUGGCACCCUACUCUGAUUGCAGAAGCACUCUUCGCGAUAUCCAACAUUUUAAGUUCCUUGCGUCUCAUAUCCCUGUUCACAGCCAACUCCCACUUAGGACCUCUGCAGAUCUCUUUGGGACGCAUGCUUCUUGAUAUCCUCAAAUUCCUCUUUAUCUACUGCCUGGUACUGCUAGCUUUUGCCAAUGGACUGAACCAGCUUUAUUUCUAUUAUGAGACUAGAGCUAUCGAUGAGCCUAACAACUGCAAGGGGAUCCGAUGUGAGAAACAGAACAAUGCCUUCUCCACGCUCUUUGAGACUCUUCAGUCACUCUUCUGGUCUGUAUUUGGCCUUUUAAAUCUAUAUGUCACCAAUGUGAAAGCCAGACACGAAUUCACUGAGUUUGUAGGAGCUACCAUGUUUGGAACGUACAACGUCAUCUCCCUGGUAGUGCUGCUGAACAUGCUGAUUGCUAUGAUGAACAACUCUUACCAGCUUAUUGCCGAUCAUGCUGAUAUUGAGUGGAAGUUUGCAAGGACGAAGCUCUGGAUGAGUUACUUUGAUGAAGGUGGCACCUUGCCACCUCCUUUCAACAUCAUCCCAAGCCCCAAGUCAUUUCUAUACCUUGGUAACUGGUUCAACAACACCUUCUGUCCCAAAAGAGACCCUGACGGUAGACGGAGAAGGCGAAACUUGAGAAGCUUCACAGAUCGCAAUGCCGACAGCCUGAUACAAAAUCAACAUUAUCAGGAAGUUAUCAGGAAUUUAGUCAAAAGAUAUGUGGCUGCUAUGAUAAGAAAUUCCAAAACAAAUGAGGGGCUAACAGAAGAAAAUUUUAAGGAAUUAAAGCAAGACAUCUCCAGCUUCCGAUAUGAAGUUCUUGACCUCUUGGGAAAUAGAAAACACCCAAGGAGAAGCUUUUCCACCAGCAGCACUGAACUCUCUCAGAGAGAUGAUACUAAUGAUGGCAGUGGUGGGGCUCGGGCCAAAUCCAAGAGUGUCUCUUUUAAUUUAGGCUGCAAGAAAAAGGCUUGCCAUGGGCCACCUCUCAUCAGAACCAUGCCAAGAUCCAGUGGUGCCCAGGGAAAGUCAAAAGCUGAGUCAUCAAGCAAACGCUCCUUCAUGGGUCCUUCUCUCAAGAAACUGGGUCUCCUAUUCUCCAAAUUUAAUGGUCAUAUGUCUGAACCCAGUUCAGAGCCAAUGUACACAAUUUCUGGUGGAAUUGUUCAGCAGCACUGUAUGUGGCAGGACAUCAGAUAUUCUCAGAUGGAGAAAGGGAAAGCAGAGGCCUGUGCUCAAAGUGAAAUUAACCUCAGUGAGGUAGAAUUAGGUGAAGUCCAGGGCGCUGCUCAGAGCAGUGAAUGCCCUCUAGCCUGUUCCAGCUCUCUUCACUGUGCAUCCAGCAUCUGCUCCUCAAAUUCUAAACUUUUAGACUCCUCAGAGGAUGUAUUUGAAACUUGGGGAGAGGCUUGUGACUUGCUCAUGCACAAAUGGGGUGAUGGACAGGAAGAACAAGUUACAACUCGGCUCUAAGUCAAGUCCUUAUCAUCUGUUCUGGAACUCAACAGAAAUUUGUCAUUUCCUUGCUCUCAGAGGUGACACAAGAUAUGAUUCCCUUACUGCCCCUGCCCCCCAAAAAGGAGAGUGAAACUCCCAUUUGCACCAUCUUUUAUAGCCACAUUCUCCAUUUUUGUUGUUUUAUUACAUUAUUUUUUGCCUUUUUAUACCUAUAAACACUAAGCCCAUCUUACAACCAACUGAAAGAGUGUUGCACCUAAUUAGCAAGGUGCAGUUGGGUGCUUCACCCUUUUUCUUUGAUUUUAUUACCCAUGCUUACUUGAAGCCCCAGGUGCCACCUUGCUGUUGCUGCCACACAGAUUCC